Striga asiatica is the source of this 552-nucleotide messenger RNA. Lineage: Eukaryota; Viridiplantae; Streptophyta; Magnoliopsida; Lamiales; Orobanchaceae. The record is from the annotation of a GenBank genome assembly.
GAGCGGGCGCUGAUUACACAUCAGCACCUUUCAAUCACACUGAGUGGAACAAAAUAUUGGAUCCCACAAUGUGACGGAGCAAUCAAACCUUAUAAUAAGGGACAAAAAUUUCGGGAACUACAUGAAGCGGUCAACUUCUACAUGAAUUAUGCUGUUGUGUGCUUGCGAGAGGGCUAUAAGCAUCAUGCAACCGUUGGUCCAACAGUACCUGGUGAAGGACGUGUGACGAGACGAGACGUAGAGUGUCCAACCGGGUUAUCUCGUUUUUGUACAGCCCCUCGAAGUCCCUCGAAGUUUCGGUUCCUGGAGAAACUCGAAAGAGGAGAUAGGGCCUCGGACUGCCAACACAAUGUGAAUCAAUUGGAUGUUGUCCAUGAGUUGAUCGACAGGGCGAUUUCAACAGCUUUGAAGAAAAGCAAUUCGCGAUCCCUCACCAACUUUCUCUAUGGCACCGUUAGCAUCAAGCGCGUCACCAAGCAGGCCCCACUGUUGUUGCCGGUCUAUGGACACAUUGAGCCUGGAGAACAGGAUCAAGCCGAGCCUUGGAUCUGG